Molecule: messenger RNA, 1691 nt
Organism: Desarmillaria tabescens
Lineage: Eukaryota; Fungi; Basidiomycota; Agaricomycetes; Agaricales; Physalacriaceae
Product: major facilitator superfamily domain-containing protein
Exons: 11
Coding region: 167-1675 (502 amino acids)
Biological process (GO): transmembrane transport
Cellular component (GO): membrane
Molecular function (GO): transmembrane transporter activity
Source: RefSeq, a predicted model, not a curated record
AAACUCUCCGGUCCUAUCUUAGACGUACCGAUCGCAUUGCCUGCCUUGCGCCUGCCUUGGUUAUGGUAUUAUCGUCUACAAUAGAGUAGCCAAGGAUCUUCUCCUCCUUUCCAGCGCUUUUCAGAUAAAAGGAGCGUUUUUUCUCUCCAGAUACUUGGAAUUGACAAUGCCCCCGUCCUUGGACUCGAAGCUUGACCACAAAGACUACUCGGAUAUCGAGUCCAAAGUCCCCGACGUUGCUUAUGGUCUCGAUGGAGAACCCAGUCAUAACAUCGAGGAUUAUUACAGGUUCGAUCCCAAGGUGGAGCGGAGGGUCGUUCGGAAGCUCGAUACGAGACUUAUGCCGCUCAUCUUCUGCAUGUACGUCUUCAACGCCAUCGACAGGUCAAAUUUAGGCAAUGCAAAGACGGACGGACUGGAGAGCGACUUACACUUCCAUGGGAAUGACUAUUCGAUUAUGCUUUCAUUGUUUUACAUACCAUUCUGCACCCUUACCAUCCCGGCGAUCGCACUCUCAAAGAAGAUCGGGGCCAAAGUGGCGCUCCCACUCUAUAUGUUCACUUUUGGCGGAAUAUGUAUGGCAAACGCUGCGGUCAAGAACUUUGCUGGCUUUCUGAUGGUGCGGCUAUUCCUUGGUGCAGCAGAAUCUGGGUUUGCUGUCACCAUCGUCUGGUAUCUGACUACUUUUUACACGCGUGGUGAACUUGGAAAGCGUGUCGCCAUGUUCUAUUCAGCGCUUGCUUUUGCGGGCGGAUUCUCUGGGCUGAUCGCAUACGGGGUGUUCCAGCCGGAUAUCCGUCUUUAUGGUUGGCAGCUACUCUUCCUCGUCGAAGGCGCUGGAACUGUCUUCUUUUCCAUCUUGGCAAUAUUCAUCCUACCCGCUAAUAUCGACUCGACGCCCUUUUUCUCGUCAGAGGAAAAGCAUGUUGCACGGAUACGUAUUCUCCGUGACUCAUCUGCAGUCAUCAACCCAAAGUUCACCUCUCAAGCGUUCUUCGCUCCCCUCAAGGACUGGAAGCUCUAUGUCUGGGCGUUGAUCGCCAUCGGUUAUGGAGUAUCUGCUGUCUCGACUGGGAUAUUUCUCCCUCAGAUCAUUGGACGAAUGGGAAAGAGCGAGUUGACGACGAAUCUGCUCACCGUCGCACCCAACUUUGUCGGUGGGUUUGGUAUGCUACUCACAGCAGCCUCGUCGGAUUAUUUCCGAGAACGGUCGUUGCAUAUGGCUGGUGCGAUGACUGUAACGAUGAUCGGCUUCAUCAUCCUUUAUGUUGUUGAUGUAUCGAAUACUGGUAUUCAGUACUUCGGUUCCUUCCUAUUGUGUCUUGGAGCGUUCACGCCUUCGGCCAUGUUCCAAUCAUGGCAUAAUUGCAACGAUGCAUCCGAAGUUGGACGCGGUUUCCGUACGGCACUCAUGGCUUUCUUCGUAAAUUCUUCUGGUCUUAUUGCUUCCAAUAUCUUCACGGCGAAAGAAGAGCCCUACUACAACACCGCCCUCGUAGUCAACUUUAGCUUCCUCGCUGUGGGCAUAAGCAUCGUUCUCAGCUUGCGUACGUAUAUGAUGGUUGACAAUAGGCGGAGGAACACGGCUCAAGGUGUGAACUGGUCGAGCAAAGACGUGCCGACGGCGGCGCUCGCUGUCGGCGUGGCGAGCCCAGAGUUUAGGCAUUUCCUUUAACGAAGGACGUUGGUUG